Messenger RNA from Engraulis encrasicolus (European anchovy), 1103 nucleotides. RefSeq lists its product as uncharacterized. Lineage: Eukaryota; Metazoa; Chordata; Actinopteri; Clupeiformes; Engraulidae. The transcript has 5 exons. The record is from RefSeq and is a predicted model, not a curated record. The coding region runs from base 269 to 1033 and encodes 254 amino acids.
CCUGGGUGGCACCUUCACCCUACAGCAGCUCUCUGGCUCAUACAGAGAGACAAAGGCAGCCUCAGGAUCCUCUGCUGAUUUCACCAUCCGUCAGGUGGACUUUGUCCAUGAAGGAUCCUACUACUGCCAGUACCAAACACGAGUGUCUGGACGUAACUUCAACUCUUCUCACAGUGACUCUGUCAGUUUUUCUGUAAUUGUUACCCUGCCAAAACCACGCCUGUCCCUUCAAACUGGAAAAGAUCCUGCUUUGGGUGAACCUCUCCAGAUGAGCUGCUCCAUCUCCACUCAGUACCUGGGUGGCACCUUCACCCUACAGCAGCUCUCUGGCUCAUACAGAGAGACAAAGGCAGCCUCAGGAUCCUCUGCUGAUUUCACCAUCCGUCAGGUGGACUUUGUCCAUGAAGGAUCCUACUACUGCCAGUACCAAACACGAGUUUCCGGUCGUGACUUCACCUCAUCUCACAGUGAUUCAGUCACCUUCUCUGUAGAUGUGCCCCUGCCACAGCCCGCCAUCUCUGUCAGUGGCCCAGAUGGAGAGCUUCCAUGGGGUAGACAUGGCCCAGAGGCCCCCCGGGAUCAAAGCUUCUCCAUCGUCUGCUCCAUCCAGUCACAGUACCCAGGAGGCUCUUUCCACCUCGUCUCUGAUGGCUCUGAUGAGAUCCGGACUGAGCUGGCUGUCAAUAACUCGGCCUCUUUCUUCUUUCCUGCGGCUGACUUCACCCACGAGGCAAACUACAGCUGCCUCUAUGAGGUUACUUUGACAGGUCGUCUCUUCACCUCAACAAGAACAGAUGAACUUAGCAUGUCUGUACGAGAGCUGACUUGGAUGGAAUGGAUACACACCUCUGUCACCUCUGCACACCCUAUUGUCUUCUACUGUGGAGCAAUACUUGGACUGAUGCUAUUGCUGGUUCCCAUCGCAGUGUGUAUACUGCGGAAGAUGAAUAGAGGCCAGGAAUAUGUGGUGAAUGACGAGUACUGGGCUAUGACAACAUAUGACGCCUCCUUCAAUGUCACCGAAAAUCUGUGAAGAAUUGAAGAUUUCACAUGACAUGAAUGCAUUUUUCAUUUUAAUUUUUCAUUUUUCAAUGCAAUGCAGU